AGCCAUUCUGGCCCAAUUCGUCCAGUGUUUCUCCCCAGCUCUUCGCUGCAAUCGCGGAGCAUCCAGAGGAAGCGAUGGGCCGCGAAGAAUCCCUUGCCCAGGCCAAGGAGGCAAGAAAGGAGGUGGCGGAAGCAAAUUUCCAGAAGAAGGAGGCCAUCCGGGAGAAGCAGUGGACCGCCGCCGAGGCGGCAAACAAAGGGGGGGGCGCGAAGCAGGCUCAGAGUGCGGAGGCCGACGCUGAAAAGGCCGCCAGGAAGGAGGAGGCAAGGCGAUUGGCGGCUGCCGAGGAGGCUGCCACAGGUUCUGGCCCCACUGGCGACCCCUAUGCCCACUUGAAUAAGGGCCCGUCGAAGAAGGAGGCAGCAGCCAAGGCCAAAGCCCAGGCGAAGAUGGCCGCCCUCUCCGCCCUGGCCAAGGCGCCGCCAGCGAAGAAGAAAUGACAUUGCUUUUGAGUUCGAGCGCUUCUGGGCAGGAAGGCUCCGCGUGGCGUCGCUGAGAAUCCCUGAUGCAGAUAGUGUUGCCAUGCGCUGCUGUCCCAGGUGCCUUCUCUUGAUCAGGAGCGCUGCGAUGGGGGAGACUUUGUGAGGGUGGUCGCAUGGGGAGAAGUGAGAGCGCCGCCCUGAACGAGACAAGCAGCCUCUUUCGCCCGCCCUUUGUCUCCAUCGAA
Messenger RNA from Prorocentrum cordatum, 667 nucleotides. NCBI's taxonomy places the organism in Eukaryota, Dinophyceae, Prorocentrales, Prorocentraceae. The record is from the annotation of a GenBank genome assembly.